GGAAUCCUAUCGCCACCCCCAACGCCGCGGAGCUCCGCUUUGUUUCCCGAACUCUCCUGUCGCUAUGCUGCCGGCGGUCGCCGCCCAUUUGCCGCGCCACCACCACCACCUUGGCCGUCGCUUCCUCCUCCGGCGCCACAGCCUCCUCCCUGCCACUCCCGCCAAGGCCUCGUGUGGCGCCGGCCGCGCAGGGCGCCUCCUCUUAGCCGGCGCGUUCGCCUCGGGCGAUGGUCCUCCGGGACAGGAUGUUGAAUACUCUGCUAGUGCUACGAGUUCUGGAUCUGCAUACCUUGGUCUCUUUGUUCGUUUGCUUGGCUUGGACAAUGACGCUCGUGAUAGGGAGCAUGCUGUUUGCACACUCUAUCAAUACUCCCUUGGCGGACGGAAGAGCCUUGAUGAGAUAAUGCAAUUCCCCGGUUGUAUAGUCCUCGUCAUUAGCCUCCUGAAGUCAGAGUCCACUCGUGCCUGUGAAGCAGCUGCAGGUCUUCUGCGUAACAUAACGUCAGUUUCAAUAUACAGGAAGAUGGCCAUUGAAAGUGGAGCAAUUGAAGAAACAAUUAGUCUUCUGUGUAAAUCGACGAUAACCCCUGAGAUGAUGGAGCAGUGUUUGUGUACCAUUUGGAACUUUUCUAUUGAUGAAAACUGGAGAUACAAGAUUAUGAGGAGUGAUGUCCUAACAAAGGUUGUUAGCUACCUAGAUGAAGAAGAUAUAAAAGUCAAAGAAGCUGCUGGUGGUAUCAUAUCAAAUUUGGCUUUAAGUUCCUCUAAUCAUGGAGCUCUGGUUGAAGCAGGUGUUAUUCCAAAACUGGUCCAUCUUUUGCAAACCAAAGAAGAUGACUAUAAGAUUAUUAGAAAGGAAGCUAGAAGUUCACUGAUACUGCUAGCCUGUGAUGAUUAUUACCACAGCCUUAUAAUAGAGGAGGGUCUAGUUCGGGUUCCUUUGGUUGGCUCAGCUGCAUAUAAAGCUUUUAAACCUCUCCCUCAUUCAUGGCCUUCUUUCCCUGAUGGCUCUGAGAUUCAACGGAGUUCUCGCCCCUCAAAAUAUGGUGCUACUGAACUGCUGCUCGGCUUGAGUGUCAAUGAGCAGGAUACAAAACCAGAUGAAGCUAAAAUUAAUGCCAUGAUAGGGCGUUCUAAUCAGCAAUUUCUUGCACGUGUUGGAGCUAUUGAGUUGGAUGAUGAAGGAAAUGAGCAAUCUGGAUCUGAAAAGAAUGACCUCUAUACCAUUUUGCCAUGGGUGGAUGGUGUUGCACGGCUAGUUUUAAUUCUUGGUCUUGAAGAUGUCUCUGCAAUUAAAAAAGCUGCUAGAGCGAUAGGUGAUGCAUCAACAAGUGAACAUAUGCGCGCCUCAUUCAAGGAAGCUGGGGCUGUUAAACCUCUACUUCAGUUGCUGAAGCACAAUGAUAUACCUGUUAGAGAAGCUGCUGCUUAUGCAUUGGAAAAAUUAAGUGUCAGUUCCACCAUCUGUCAGAAGAUCAAAGCAGAAGGUGGACUUGAACUGCUCGUAAAUACAGUGAAGGAUCCACAUACCCCAGUAAAACAACUUGAGAAGAUAAUAUCUGUACUUUCGCGAAUGUUUGACAUGGGGAUUAGUAUGGUUGCUGCGCCGGAGAGCUAUGCUCGUGAGAAUGCAAUGAGUGCUGAGAGGAAUAUUCAAGGUGAUACAGCUAGUGGAAACAGUGGAAUUUCCCAUACAUUUGUAAACCAAGAGAUGGCCAGUGAGAUGAUCUUGGAUUUUGAUGCUAUUUCACGCUUAACAAAAGUUCUGAAGGAAGCGUCCCCAAGUCUGCAAGCAAAAGUUUGUUGUGUACUGGAGCAUUUAGCAGCUUCGGAGCAACAUGCCACUUCAAUGACUGCUACUUGCACUGGUUCUGUAAUCGAAACUAUUCUGGAAAUUGGGGUUAUUCAUGGGACCAGAGCUGAUUCUGAAGACUUUGAUAACCGUUCUAGUGUAGCCACUGAAGAAGUCAGUCAGGCAGUGUCUGCAGCUGUGAGGUUACUCACAAAGUUAUUGAACUUUGAUCUUUUCGUCCGCAGCAUAAAUACUGAGAAAUUUACUUCUCUGCUAAGAAGAAUGCUCAAAUCCAGUUUUCCGCUUCAGUCAAAGGAUUGGCUUGCAGCAUGCCUUGUUAAGCUAGAAUCAAGGGCUGGCUUAUCAGGCAAUCAUGGUAUGAGUAGUAUAGAUAUGGAGAUAACUAUUUAUCAGACUAUUCCAAGGCUAGUUGAGCGAAUGAUGACCUCAUUUUCUUUUGAAAAUAAAAGAAGUGCCGUAAUAGAGCUAAACAAGAUAAUAUCAAGUGGUGUGCUGGAAUAUACAAGGGCAUUGGCUGAUACUGGGGGUAUAUUUCCACUGGUGAAAAUGCUUGAAGAGGGUGACGGGGAUGCAUUGGAAGCUACAUUAGCUAUCUUGUAUAAUCUGAGCAUGGAUCCAGAAAAUCACCCAGCAAUAAUUGCUGCUGGAGCGGUGCCUCUUUUGAAGCGGAUUAUUCUUGCCGAAGCUCCACACUGGACUAGUGCUAUUCAGUUGCUGAGAACAUUGCCUGUAUGACAUCCUUCCUGGAAGCAAAUGAGCGUCUCGCCAAAAGACAUUUUAAACCACACCUGGUGUGUGCAGCUGCUAGUUUGAGGUUGCAGCCGAGUUCAACAGGGAUGUUGAAUUUGUGACACAGAAGAACGUAUCAACAGGGAUGUCCUGACCAUGAGUUCGGAAAUGCCAGUUGAAACGACAGUAACAAAGCACACCGGGGCCUGAUCAUAAUGUCUUCUUUUGGUGAUACGUGUUGGGAAAAGUUAGAACCGUGAACCUUUUUGGCACAGUAGCAGUUUGCUGGUUGUGAACCUGCAGAAGUUCCAGUGUUGCUCGUUAACUUCGCCUGUUUUAACGCUAGAUUACCACUAGUAGUACUCUGUAAAAAAGAUGGAUAGCCUAUUUUGUAACACUAUAACAUAACCAUCCUGACCAUUGUAGCGAAUUGCUGUAACAAUAGUAAAUUGUAUAAGAUACAUCCAUAUCAUUUGUUGAGGCUAUCAUAGUCGUAGAAACCAUCUCA
Setaria italica (foxtail millet) is the source of this 3050-nucleotide messenger RNA. RefSeq lists its product as uncharacterized. NCBI's taxonomy places the organism in Eukaryota, Viridiplantae, Streptophyta, Magnoliopsida, Poales, Poaceae. Gene Ontology annotation, molecular function: protein binding. The transcript is spliced from 10 exons. Bases 65 to 2548 code for a protein of 827 amino acids. The record is from RefSeq and is a predicted model, not a curated record.